UCUUACAAUGUGGGAAACAACGCAAUGUUGAUAAAAAAUCACAAUAUUUCAUUGCUGUAAGUGCCUAUUCAUUGAAAAUAAUUGCAUUUUCAUAUGUCGUGUUAUGCAAAUUUUGUUUGUGCGAAAUUGGUAUAUAAAUGGAAUGACACGAUUUUGCAAGUGUUGAAAAUGAACAUCAUUGCUAUUUUACUGAGCACUACCUUUUUUGGUUAUGCCAAAUCCGCUGAACUGCGUAGCGAGCUACUUUCCAAGAUGUUACCAGGAUGAUCAGAACAUAAACGAGUGUUUUAUAAACGCAGCAAACAGCCUAAACCAAUACGUCAGAAGUGGGAUACCGGAAAUCGGUUUACGUCUAUUGGACCCGUUCGUGUCCCCCGAAUUCAACGUAACAGUCGAAUCGCCAAUCACCGAUUUCUAUGCCUCCCUAAAAGGUUUUGCUUUACACCGACUGUACAACUACCGCUUUAAAUCGGCAGAUGUCCGACCGCAAGAUGGCGCGAUUGCUGGCAAUGUUAUCUUUCCCGAUUUAGCUAUAACGUCAGAUUACGCCGUUCAGGGACACGUAAUAAAUCUUCAAUUCAAUGGACGCGGCUACGUCGACGUGGAAAACGAGAACGCCGUUUGUGAUUUCAUUAUCAGCGAUUGGCCCAAGGCUAGAAAUUGUAACGAAAUCAAAUUGAAAGUGGACUGCAAAGUCGAAGAUCUCAAAGUGAACAUUACAGGAUUGGAAAACGGAGAAGCGAUGAACAGUCUUUUAAAUCUGAGUUCUAAGUUGGUCGCAUCGGAAAUUUCGCCCGGAUAUUCAAGCGUUUUCGAGGUACUUUUGAAGGUGUUCCUUCGAAGGUUGUGCAGAAAAUAUCAAUUCAAGGAUUUGUUUCCUCCGUCUUCCUAAUGCAAUAAAUAUAUUGAAAACA
Molecule: messenger RNA, 914 nt
Organism: Photinus pyralis (common eastern firefly)
Lineage: Eukaryota; Metazoa; Arthropoda; Insecta; Coleoptera; Lampyridae
Exons: 4
Coding region: 212-892 (226 amino acids)
Source: RefSeq, a predicted model, not a curated record